Molecule: messenger RNA, 1251 nt
Organism: Rubroshorea leprosula
Lineage: Eukaryota; Viridiplantae; Streptophyta; Magnoliopsida; Malvales; Dipterocarpaceae
Source: the annotation of a GenBank genome assembly
GGAAGACACCCCUUUCUAAGCAAUCUCACACAUUUUGAUCAACCAUCCCCUUGGUUCUUGCCCUCUUAUAAUUUCCUUCCAACCCUUUACCUACCACGACCUGUUGAUUACCCUUUUCUCCAAAUGGGAUGGCGGCUUCGCUCCAUCCUCCUCUCCCCAUUGAAGAGGCUAUGGGAUCGUCUUCACCGCAGACACAAAAGGCGUAAAGGGAUUUACAUAUUGUACAAGGAUGUGAAGUCCUGUCCAUGCGAGGACGUGCAGGUUCUGUGGUCAAUACUGGUGGAUCAGUCACACUCACAAAUGGCUUCUUCACCUGAGUGAUAUUCCUAAUAUUCCUCCUUACCUGUACAUAUAUGUUUCACUAGUUCUAUCCAUUCGGAUAUAACCCUCUUCCAUGUAAAUAAUCUUAUGUUUGAUAUAUGGAAAUCGGGUUUUAUUAAGCCAGAUUCUUAAUUUGCCUUCUUAAACUUUGUCUCUGAUCAUGCCAGUGAAGGGGAUUGCAGUUUUGCAGAGCUUGAUAAGGAGGAAAUUAAAAGAGGUUCGCAUCAUCAACCAAAUUAUGGUUUAAUUGCAUGUGUGUGAUUCAUGAAACAGAUAUCAGAGUAUGAGGAAUGUAAAACAUCGUAUGUCACAGGCAAUUCUACCACGUGUAUUCUUAUGUUAUUUUUGGAGGGAAAAGAAAUGUAAUAGUCUUCUCCUGAAAAGGACGUUUAUUCCCUCCAUAGAACUAGGAGGACAGCAGUAAUAUGUGUCCUAUAUCUUAAGGUCUAAAAAGAUAUAUUCUCCUCCAUUAAUUUCUUCUCUGUUUUUUUCACCCCAAUUGGAUACCCAUGUACCAGCAAGGUCAAGACUUCUGCUACAAAAAAAAGGGGAUUUCAACUUUUUAGUUGUUUACCUGUUUGUUUUGAGUGAAGCAGAGGGAGAACAUUUGAUACAGUCAACAAGAUUGGGAUGAAGUUUGGAGCUAUAACCCAAACUAUUUAUAUAAACUGGGGCUGGGUUUAGCAUGACCCCCAGGGUAGUUAAAGGGGAUUUGAGUAGAAGGAAGUUGGAAACUCAUUGAUGCCUCUUUAUAUUCCAGCCUCCAAAGUAGUUUUUCCGUGUAUGUAAGGGUGGGGUUGGAUGCUGCUAAGCGCUGGAAGGCGUAACUAAUAGCCUUACUGUCCACAACCUGCAAUUAUGGAAACUGAUGAUAAUGUGGUAAUCAUGUUUGUAUUUGUGCAAACAAAAAAAUAAUAAUAAUACUACCGU